This is a messenger RNA of Tetranychus urticae (two-spotted spider mite), 654 nucleotides long. RefSeq names its product acyl-CoA-binding protein homolog. NCBI's taxonomy places the organism in Eukaryota, Metazoa, Arthropoda, Arachnida, Trombidiformes, Tetranychidae. Gene Ontology annotation, biological process: fatty acid metabolic process. Gene Ontology annotation, molecular function: fatty-acyl-CoA binding. The record is from RefSeq and is a predicted model, not a curated record.
ACGAUUAAAUCAAUCUUAAAGGUAAGACUUGCCUAAGUUGUUUACAAAGGAAAGAUCAAAUAUAAAAAAUUAGAAACAAGUUAUUUUAUGAAUUAUUGUUGGUGUAAUUUGAUUUUGAAAGCUUCACUCAUCAGUCAACUCUCAUCGUUACAAGUUUUAACGUAACCUUAACCAGUAAACAGUUUUUUCCUCUAUUUAUUGUUACCAUACCAACUACAUCAACAAUGGCUUCCCAAGAGGAUUUCGACAAAGCUGCUGAAGAUGUGAAAAAUCUCAAAUCAAGACCAACUGAUCAAGAGUUACUCGAACUGUACGCUCUUUUCAAGCAGGCAUCAGAAGGAGAUUGUAACACUGAUCGACCAGGUAUUUUGGACUUUAAAGGCAAAGCCAAAUGGGAUGCAUGGGAUGCAAAAAAAGGCAUGUCCAAGGAUGAAGCUCGUUCUGCUUAUGUAAACCAUGCAAAGAAAUUGAUUGACAGCUAUGGUCUUCAAUAAGAGCAUUAUGACUGAGCGAAAAAAUGAAAUCAAAGUAAAACUUGCAGGUGCAGGAAGGCAAAAAUUUGGUUAAGUUGGUUUAUCUAUUUAAAAUAACGCUCAAAAGAGUUGGUACUCGAUAGUAAAUUAUCAAUAAAUAAAGAAUCGUUGGUUUUUUAAA